GCUAGCAGAGCGGAUGCUCCUCAGAUUAUUCAAACAUCCUUGGUGAUCGCCGAGUCGGAAUUCCAGGAUUUCUCUUGUCUACACACAGCAAAGAGUCGAAAGAUAAACACAAACUGCACAAGAAACGUAUCUUAUAUAAAGCAAGGAUACAUUUUGAAGCAAAAUACAACGCAUGCUCCGCCAGAUGGUUUAAUAAAUACAAGCCAGGCCACUUUGGUGUGCAACUAUGGAUGACCUGCUUGACUUUGGUUCUUCUUGUGGGAGCUUAAAAGCCAUUGCUGCUGAACUCAAAGAUGACUUUUACUCCAAACUUGCUGAUGACUUCCUUUGUGCCCAAAAUGGAGCUGUGUUAAAUCUAGAAGAAAAGCCUUGUAAAAACCGCAUGUUGGUUCAAGUUGGCCUCCUGAGGGAGGAACAUGACAUUUCAUGGGUUAAUUUAAUACAGUGGCUCCAAAAGCUCAUCCCCCAAUAUCAGUCUGCAGACUUCUGUGGCUUGAUUGUGAGAAACACCACAACAGCACUGAGCUUAUCCAGAGAUGCCAGGGAGAACUUUCUCGAGUCGGAUGUCAACUUUGAAUUCGUCGGACCUCUAUGUGAUACUAUCGGAAUCGGAAGAAAAGAUUUACUUGAAAUGUCCGACUUUUCAGACCGUGCUAAAUUAACCGGUCUCACAAAUGGCCUCGUUCUGGAAUUGACUAACUUUAUUGCACGAGAGAAAUUAGAGCCAACUGUGCUGGUGCCAUGGAUCCGUAACUUUGAGCCAUUAUUCUGUAGAGAUGGCAAGAUACGAAAUGCCUACAGGCCUCUGCGUGCAAGUCUGAGGAAUUUAAGGAUGCAGUACCGCAACAAUCAGAGUAGCCGAAAGAGGAGUCGUGGGUGUUUGGACGAAUUUCUUCAAAGUCCAUUCGAUCUUGAAUUUGACAGUGAUGAGACUGAAUACAGGAGUAUAGCAAUGGUAAAGGCACAUCUGAAGAAAAAACGCCGAACUGCCAUGAAUAAGGCUGAGAUCAAGGAGGAAGAUGAACCCGUGGAUAUUUCAAUGACAGAUGAACACGAUCGCAAACAGGCAGAGCAUGUGAACAGUGAAAACGGGGAACAGGGAUCCAAGACAAACUCUGUAACACAUUUAGAUGAUGUGGAAGACCCAAAAACCGACAACGGUGACUGUGUAACUCUUCUUGAUAUUUCUUUGCUCUCUUUGCAAAAGCUCGCUGAAAUGUAUGGAGGUAAGAAUGAAGUAGCAAAAGUGGUUUCAAUGGAUCUUCUUAAAAACCACUUCUCUGCAAUGCUGAAAGAAAAUGCCAACUUGAGAUUCUUAAAUGACAAAGUCUUGGCUUAUGUCUCAACAGAGGGUGGCAACUCUCUGUUAGUGCCACCUUUAAAAUUCCUCCAUUACAUCAGUCAAUUCCUUUCAGAAGUUAUUGAUAUAAUUGAGCAGCAAAUGAUGUCAUUUGAAAAAGAUAUUGUGAACACCACAGGAGAGAAACUUGGUCGCGACAAGCACCCCAAAUUUCGGAGCUUCCUCAACUUUGACGAGAGUACUGUGACCCGCUACAUCCACAUGGCUUCUGAAAUUUUGUGUCCAAGAGAGGAGACCAACCCUAACUACCGAAGACACUGGCUUGCUUUUUGCGCCGAGAAAGAUAACUGCUCUAGGUUGCCUAUCAAUCAUUCCAAUCGCAUCAUUAACUACUUUGAAGCAGCUGCUGGACUUGUUCACCAUUACGAAGAUGUCGCAUUGUUUGUAUCUGAUUUGCAGGAUCUAAACGAUGACGCAAAUAUCCUGUUGGAGAGCGUCACUGCGGAUGCAAGCGAUGAGAAUAUGCAAGCGCUGGUCUGUGUGGUUGCCAUUGUCUACCUUAAGGUUUUGGGACCCUUGUGGCAGCUGCUGAAGAGUGAUGGAGAAUAUUAUCUUUUCAGUAGGUACAUUUAUUGCCUGUACGAUAAACUCUUGGAAUGGUCGAAAGAUACGAGCCGGCUUAUGCAGCCAGAAGCGUUAUUGAACGUAUUCUUACAGCUUCCAGUGCAAGAGAGCAAUUUCAGGGGAGUGUUCAAAUACUGUCGUGUCAAUGCAGAGAACCAGUACGGCACUCUCGUGAGAGCUUGUUUACAGAGGAUGAUGAAAGCGCUCGCGGCAGUAAUGGAGGAAAAUCUCAAAGAUUUCCUUCCCGGAGGAGAGUACUGCAAAGAGCUGCCUACAGAAAUAAAUGUGCAGAUGUCAAACUGCACAUUUUCACAGUUGAUGGGGGAGUACCCAUUUGGUCACGCGUAUCCGUAUGAGAAGAACAGACCUGAUAAAACUCCUGGUCCGGCAGAGGGGGGCGUUUCCCAAGAGGCUGAAAGAGCAACUGCUCCCCAAAAGACGACGGAUGAACCUACAUUUCCACCACCCGUGGUCACGUUAUCUCCUGUUAAACCCGUCCAAAAACAACAACGUCAAAUGUUGAAACGCCCCCUUGUCUUCAAAGUGCCGAAUCUCCGUGAUGCCAGAAAAAUGAAGGUGAACAGAUUAAAGCAAAAAGCUCAAGAUCACGUUUAUAAGAAGAUGAUUAUCAGAGCGGUUUCCAAAAAUGGUGGUCCGUGUAGAAGCCAGCAAGAUGUUGAACGAUUGCUCACGAAGUUAGAAGGUGCAACCCAGAGAGAGAAAUGUGAGGCCUUCCGCUGUGAACUGAACUAUCAGAAGUGCAUCAUGGGUUCUAGAGACAAAAAACUUAAUCACUUUGGUUUCUCGCUAACAGAAAUGAUUUCUGCAUUGAAGGAUGUCUUGCCAAACGAGAAAGUGCCAGUUACAACACCAGCUGUACCAAAAUUUGGUACAAGCAAAGGUUCAGACAGGCAUAGCCAAUAAAAUACCAAAGACCAACACCAUCUACAGACCCUUAAAGCACUGGUUCACUGUUUAACAAGUGUAUGGAUAAAAAACCUAAAAAGUUGAUUUCCAUGAGACCUUCGAAUUACCUUGAUUGUCUUGUUGAAAUCGUUCUUCUUGCAUUUGUUACUUUUUUGCAUAUACAACUUUUUAAGGUUUUAGAUGUUCAGUAUAUAGUUUUGUGUCCCAUGCGAAGCAAUCAAGUUGUUUCUCACAUUUCUUUCAUUAUGUUUGUAAAAACUUUUGUAAAACAUUUGCAUCAAUAAAGAUGUUUUUUUUCUUAAACCUACUUGUCUUGACUAUUUCACAUUACAUUUUGUUUUUAAUAUUAUCUUACAAUUAGUUUUAUUUUUACUAUUUAAGAACUUAUUAUCACUUUAAAUUUUAAUAAUACGGUCGGUGAGAAAAUUUGGAUCAUUUAGCAUCAACAAAUGUCAUGCUUCUGUUUCCUUGAUAAGCUUAAUUUUGAUCACGUUGUUAUAUGGUCUUUUUUGUUCAAUUCUUAGCAAAUGACAGUUUUGCUUGAAACAAAUUUACCACCAAUAGCAUCUUCAGUAUCUUUAGUACACCAGCUUCACUUGUUUUCUACUAGAAAUAUUUAUUAGUUUAUUAAUCAAGCAGCACAAUGGCUGAAAAACUAUUAACUUUAACAGCUGUCUUUGUCAUUUGUAGUGGGUGUAAAGUCAUUCACUAUAAACCAAAGUAAUCACAUAUAAUUUAGUUAAUAUAAAAGGGUUAAGUCAUAUGUUAACUAGUUAACCACAUAAUUAUCAGUUUGACUACAAGAAUUUGUACACACUCUUUUGAUGUUUUAAAAUGACUUUUAACUGAUUU
This is a messenger RNA of Triplophysa dalaica, 3703 nucleotides long. RefSeq names its product solute carrier family 52 member 2 (gene slc52a2). The record is from RefSeq and is a predicted model, not a curated record. Gene Ontology annotation, biological process: riboflavin transport. Gene Ontology annotation, molecular function: 3'-5'-RNA exonuclease activity; riboflavin transmembrane transporter activity. The transcript has 3 exons. NCBI's taxonomy places the organism in Eukaryota, Metazoa, Chordata, Actinopteri, Cypriniformes, Nemacheilidae. Gene Ontology annotation, cellular component: plasma membrane. Bases 227 to 2848 code for a protein of 873 amino acids.